Molecule: messenger RNA, 4111 nt
Organism: Saccostrea cuccullata (small rock oyster)
Lineage: Eukaryota; Metazoa; Mollusca; Bivalvia; Ostreida; Ostreidae
Exons: 6
Coding region: 131-1834 (567 amino acids)
Source: RefSeq, a predicted model, not a curated record
AAAGUAACAUUACGUCAAAAGUUAUCAAAUUUCAAAAGAGACAUGAUUUGUUGUAACAUGCGCUCGUAAAAUCGAACUCUUACAACCGUUUUGAGGAAAAACUUAUUUUUACAGCUCUGGUGUAUACACAAUGUUAUGGAUUCUUGAGCUGCUGUUUCUGUUUUUGUCAGUGAGUUGUGGCGUCGGGUUCAACGAGGUUGACAAGACCCGAUACGAAGAGGGGAGAACGCAGUACGAAGUUCUACAGAGACGUUCAGAGAACCCACAGUACGGUAAAUGUUGGACCAGCACCGUGGCCAUGAUACAGGAGGGCUGUAGACAUCUUACAGACGUGACUCAGAGCAGGCUAGCGCUGGCCUAUCUGAACUGCUUCUUAGAAGUGCAGGGGAGGUCCCCGUACCAUUGUGAUGAGACUAUGAGCGUGAAAGAGUGCUUACUGGAUGUUACGGAGUCAGACAGAACAUCUCUGACGAAUUUCUUCACGCACACCCACAGCAUAUGUUAUUUUCUGCAGUCUCAGAUCUGGCACGAAAAUACACAGAAUACGAUCACCAGACUUAGCCAGGCAUCAGAUGAAGUGGCAGAGAAUCUGGCAGCAACAACAGACUUACAGAGAGAGGCUCUCAAAAACCAGGAAAUCAUCAUCCAACAGUCAACAAACCUCAGCAAUAUUAUCAACUCAUCGUCCGAAAAUCUUCCAGCGGUUAUGUCAGAUUUUCAGAAGACAACAGAUAAACAACGAAUUCUCAUUAACGAUAUAUUUGACAAGAUCGUCCACCUUCAGAAGACUAUGUUGGGAGAGUUUUCUGGGUUUUACUCUAUUGUGUAUUACACUGUGUCUAUAGUGUUAUCUUAUCUGUUAACAUCGACUCCCCGCACUGCGGCAGCUAGAUUCUGGAUGUUUGGUAUCGUGACUCUCAAUAUCAUAAUGGAGAGGAUCAUUAUUUCCAUGUUCACCAGUGGUUACGUAGAGGAUGGAAAUAUUGAGGAGUCUGCCUACAGCUGGCACGUUUUCUGUCGUAAAGUCAGUGGAUCUCUAGCGGUGGUCAUACUGGUGAUUCAUGCCGCUCGAUACCGGGACCUUAAUGUCGUCAACAAUCAACUCCUCAUGGACAUCAAAUCAGAGCUGAGACUUCUACGUUACAAAGAAAGGGGACACAAUUCAGAUGAGGUUGAUCACAUCCUUCCAGGUGUACAGGAAGCAGCCCUCACCGGCCCAGGGCGGGUGUCGACACCCCCUCUCCACCACACCCACACCACCGGCCCAGGGCGGGCGUCGACACCCCCUCUCCACCACACCCACACAUCAGCUGCUGCAGACAGUACUGAAGGAUAUGAAUCAGAUUCCGCUUGGAGCAGUUCAUCCGACUUAUCCGAGGAGUCCUCCUACACCGACGUCAGUUACCAUCCACAUCCCACAGACUUUGUCAGGGGAGAUCACUCUAACGCCUCCACCAGUAACUGUGGAUCAUCACACAUCGGUGAGGGGGAAUUGGAAUUCCUGAGAAAUUCCACCCCAAUCCGAGAAGGAAGCUUCCAGAGAAUUGAGGAAUGGAGGAAAACUGGUUACUAUACUACACCAAAUGGAGAUGCCAGUUCCCAUCCCUCUCCUUCCACUUCUGGUGAUUCUAAGAGUGCAUCAUCCAAGUACAAUCUGAGAAAGAGGACACCAACCCAGAUAAAUAAUCCCGCUUUGAGAGUUGAGUCUCCACGAGUAUUCCAAAAUAAAAUCAAAAACCUGGAGCGUCUGGCCUUACUUAAUAGCUCCACACUACGAGAGAGGCUGCAUGACGUCAUCUCAGAUUCUGUCUAUAGGAUCGAGGAAAGAAACUAGGCAGGAAAAGCUGUUAUGAAUAUAACCAUGAUAAUUUAUCUUUGUUUAUGUCACAAGAUUGUUUGUUCGAUUAGUUUUGGUAAAAAGAGCUGUAUCAAAGAAUACUUGCCAGAUUUUACCAUAUGAAAAAAAAAUUAAAUUUUUUUAUUAUUUCGUGUAUAUAAAACUUUCAUUGCCUUUGUUACUAGAUUGUUUUUUAGUGUAUAGAAGUAAGUUCUACUAGUAGUUGACCUUUCUUUUUUAUUAUUUACAUGAAACCCUGCUCUGUGAAUUGUCAGAUGUUGAUUAUUUUGUUUGUUUUGAUUGUUUACAGGCAUCAAGACUGUAUAUGAAAAUUUAUUAUUUAUUUUCAGUUGAAUUGUGAUAGUUUACUUAUUUCAAUUUCCCUGUUUUUUGUUUUUUUUGUUUUUUGGUAGUGCUAUAAACUGAUGCAUGGUAAAUUCAACAUCAUUUUUCUAUCUAAGAUAUUUGACAAAUGUUUAUAUUUAUUUUAUUCAUUAAGGCCAAAAGAAAUGUGUUUUACAAAGUAUGUCAAUUAAGAAGUAGUUUAAAGCCCAAACUCUAGUUAAAAUUUUGAAUGAUUUGUAAAAAUGUGGGAUGGCAUUAUUUUAUUAAUAACCCUAUUGGUACUACUUGCAUGUAGCAAAUAUUUUAAAAGUUUAAGCAAAAAAUUAAAAGACAUUUAUUGAUUCUUUUAAUACAUGUAUGUCAUAAAGUAUACAAAUCUCAGGUUUAUCCAUAAGUGUUCAAAACUAAUAAUGUGUUCAAUAGCAUGUUUAAAUUAUAGUGACUAAAGAUAUUUUUAUUAAAUAAAGUGAACAAGAUCAGGGUGAUGUAAAUAAAGGGACAUUGAACCAAAAUUUGUAUUAGAAAAAAGUUUUUUAAAGUGAAAAAUGAUAUCUCUUGAUUGAUCUUGAAUUUUUUUUUUUUUUGUGUGUUGUUUUUGUUUUAGUUUUUAUUGUGAUUGAUGGUUUUUUUAUGUAAUAGAAACAAGACUUUUUUGAAAAAGAAUUUUAAUUUUUUUAUUGAAUUUUUCACUUUUCUUCCUUGGCAGUCUGUCACAAUAUACCAGUAAUUUAGAUAAUGCUGUACAUGUGUGUCCAUGUUUGAAAAUAUGGGGCAGUUGAUUUUGUGGUUGCUAGUUAAGUGAUUGGUUGUUCAGUUGAUUUUCUGUUUAGAAAGUCAAAAGUCUCUUCCAUACCCACAUAUAAUAUUCUCUGAAUAAUAACUGAAAAAUUCUUUGCUUGAUAGUUAUACACAUGUAUAUAGAAUUUAUAUAAGUUUGGAUACCUAUGGAUAUAUUUUAAUGAAAAUAUUAAUAUCACUGAAUUUUCUGCUACAUUGUAUAUUAUUCAUAGUUAUACACUAGUUAUUGAGAAGCUCAUUACUAAGGAAUUCUUGUAGAUGAUCAUCCUUCCAUAUGAUGUCAAUUUGACUGUGAUGAUGUCAUGAUCCUGAGCAAUAAUCAGGUCAAAGGUCAGUUUGAUAUUUUUUGAGAGAAACUGACUAACUACAUGUAGCAAAUAUUAAUGGAAACUUGGUGUUGUAAGAACAUAAAGGUUGAAUUAUUUGAAUUUUUACCAAGGUACUAUAUUUGUAUUUGAUGCAUGUUUAUUUUUUUAAUGAAUGAUUAUGCAUAGUUUAUAAACCAUAUAUUCCUGCAUUGUUUUGAAGUUUUUUUUUUUUUCUGUUUUCAUAAUAAUACUUUUAGUUAUUACUUUGGUUCUAUAUUCAUAGACCAAUUGAUAACGGCAUUUUUCUUAAAAUUGUGAAACAUGUUUGUAACAAAUUAGAUUGAUAAUGCAUCUUUUGAAUUGUUUUAAAAUUUGCUUUUGAUUAUUUUUUAUACACUGCAUGAGUAUUAUACAGUGUAUUUGAUAUUUUCCGGGUUCUUAGACAUAUGAGCCAAAAACUCAAGUGAACUUCUCUUCUGUUAAGUUUGCAAACUUUUUAUUUGUUUUUUUUUUUUUAGAAUCUUUUUGAUAAUUUUGCCAAAACCUGCCACAAAGACUUUUUAGAGUGAGGACUGUAGAAAUAAUUAAACAUUCUUCUCCAGGUAGAGAAAAUUAAGAGGUUAAUGCCAACUCAAACUUUUCUAAAUCAUGGCCUCAUAGGAUGUGGCAAUUAUGAUUGAUAUUUUUUGUUUACAUUUUUAACAUGUAUACAUGUAACAAGAUGUUCCGUACUAUAUGAAAAAAAACAUCUGUCUCAAGAGCAGCAAGAACAUAUUAUUAUAGUUAUGGGUAAAUGUUAUGCACAUCCAUCUUUUGUAAAUCU